Molecule: messenger RNA, 156 nt
Organism: Dacryopinax primogenitus
Lineage: Eukaryota; Fungi; Basidiomycota; Dacrymycetes; Dacrymycetales; Dacrymycetaceae
Product: multicopper oxidase
Exons: 2
Molecular function (GO): copper ion binding; oxidoreductase activity
Source: RefSeq, a predicted model, not a curated record
CAGGAUGCCGCCAUCGGUGUGACGCAGUGUCCCAUCCCGCCCGACGGAACCUACACGUACUUCAAGAGUGCCGACGAACAGCAUGGGACGUUCUGGUACCAUUCGCAUCACUCAGCUCAACGGGCCGAUGGCCUCUUCGGAGCGCUAAUCGUUCAC